Molecule: messenger RNA, 684 nt
Organism: Anopheles funestus (African malaria mosquito)
Lineage: Eukaryota; Metazoa; Arthropoda; Insecta; Diptera; Culicidae
Exons: 4
Coding region: 55-624 (189 amino acids)
Source: RefSeq, a predicted model, not a curated record
AGCAAACGCGAAACGCUUGUAGAGCGCACUUCUUUCAGUAAUCAAUGUGCCAUCAUGGCUACACAUUGGCGAAUCGUUUUGCAAUUCUAUGCACUAACCAUCAUCGUUCUACUGUUUCCGGUAUGUAUCGCACAACUGUCCCAGACUUCAACUGACAACAGUGAUCCAAGGUCACAAAGUUCAAGUGGAUUCGGCUACGAAUUACUCCGCAGUCAGCUGGAUGAGAUGCACGCAAGCAUUUUACAACUGCAACAAAAUGCAGAAAGUCGCAAUGAAUGUACCGGGUUGAACAAUAACAUUGCUACCAUUCUGAACCGCCUGGAAACGAUCGAGAAGGGAUUGAAAGCAUCGACGCCAGCACCUUCCGCUGUAACAAACAUUCCAGCGGUUCGCUCUGAAGAGGGAGGACUGAAAAACGUUUUCGAUAACAUUAUGAAAACACAAUUGAAUAAGUUUCAGCAUCAGUUCAACUCUAGAAUGGGUAACACUCCGGUUCAAGAAGCUACUCCUAUCCCAUCAAUUUAUGAUAGAGUGUACGACACCUGUGACGACGUUCCUUGGUCGGGCGUAUGGAAGAUUCGAUAUGGCAUACAAAUUUCAAAUGUUAACUGCAUUAAAUUUUAACGUGUCGACUGAAGCGGAAUGUAAAUAAAUGUAAUGUAAUUGUGCAAAAAUGUGCAUAAA